Drosophila bipectinata is the source of this 1242-nucleotide messenger RNA. RefSeq lists its product as uncharacterized. Lineage: Eukaryota; Metazoa; Arthropoda; Insecta; Diptera; Drosophilidae. The record is from RefSeq and is a predicted model, not a curated record.
UAUUACAUGUGCCAAAAAUCGUUUGAUUAUACAAGCCAGUUUUUAUUAUUAUUAAUAUUUUGUUCGUAUUUGCCGAAACAUUUGAAUAUUGAUAGAAGCAAUUAGCGGCGCCGGACCAGCGCAGGGGAGGCCCCCCGUGGUGAUUGAAAAGUGAGAGUUGAUCGCCAAACGGCGGAGAUAGACCGAACAGUUGUUCGCCAAGCAGCCUAGCCAGCGGACGUGUUCCUCCCGGAGAAUCAAAUCUAAUCGAAGAACCCAACAUGAAUCGCUCGCUUCUGGUGCUGGUCCUGGCCCUCGUCUGCCUGGGAGCCGCCUCGGCAUUUCCCCAACUGAGGCAGCGCAACGAGAAGCAGGUCCAGACGGCGGAGGAUGAGUUGCCCUCGAAGGGAGCCACCAUUGAGGAAGUGGUCGUGGAAUCCGCUUUGUACAUAAAGCCAAAGGCCAACCCACAGGUAAGGCGAGUGCGUUCUGCAGAGGAUCAGGGACUGGGCAUCUACAGCACUCACAAGCGAGUGAAGCGCCAGUUUGGCAAUCCUGGGUUUGGUGGAGAAUAUGCUGGAAAUCCUGGAUUCGGAGGCGGAUUUGGAAAUCCCGGUUUUGGUGGUGGAUUCGGUGGUAAUCAAGGAUUCGGAGGUGGUUUCGGUGGUAAUCAGGGAUUCGGAGGCAGCCACCGUGGCAACCAAGGUGGUAACGUCGAGGCUGGCACUUCAGCAGGAGCCGGAGGCAUUAAGGCAGGCGUCGAUGUGGGUGCCGGACCCGAUGGCGGUAAUGCCAAUGCUAAUGUCCAGCUGGGCCCGCUAGGACCCCUCGGACCCAAUGGCUAUAACCAAGAGCAGGCCGCCUCAAACGGGGCUGCUAACAGCAACUACAACAACGGCCCGAACUCCGGAUCAUCGGCAGCCAUCGGCCAGGCCCAGGGCUUCCAGUCGCAGAGCGCCAACGGUUCCUUCGGAGCCUCCUCGGCUAGCACAGCUACUCAGUCGCAGAACUUUGGACCCAAUGGCCCCAGCAACGCUGCCGGAGCCUCCCUCAGCCAGGUCUACCACCUGCCCAACGGCCAGACCAUCAACUUUAGCUCCGGAAACAGUUUCGCCAACGGAGGUGCCAACAGGGGCAGCAGCCACGGGUCGGCGGUUUCGGUGAGCCGCUAGAGCCUCCUAUCCACAUGGAGAAUAUGAAUACCUCCAUAAUCAGUCGCAAUAUAUAUAAAUAUGCUAAUAAAUAUUUAUGAUCAGAAUGGAA